AUGUUCUUAUCGGGCGCCAAUUUAGUCAGGUUUGGUGCGUUUUGCGGGAUUAGGGAUAGCAGGGCCACUAGAUGUCCACUGAGAGGAAUUAGUCAUGGGAUUCACCUCAAAUCAGGAAGAAGAUGCGCCUGUCGAUCUUUCACUUUAUACCCUAGUCCCUUGAUCAGCGUUGCCAAGGUAAUGCUAGAUCCCGAUUUUGGUUCUUUGUUCAAUAUGAUGGAUAACAAUAGGGCCACCAUUAGCCCUUUCUUAAAUAGUUAA
Molecule: messenger RNA, 261 nt
Organism: Torulaspora delbrueckii
Lineage: Eukaryota; Fungi; Ascomycota; Saccharomycetes; Saccharomycetales; Saccharomycetaceae
Gene: SPR6
Product: Spr6p
Exons: 1
Coding region: 1-261 (86 amino acids)
Source: RefSeq, a predicted model, not a curated record